Molecule: messenger RNA, 1290 nt
Organism: Clupea harengus (Atlantic herring)
Lineage: Eukaryota; Metazoa; Chordata; Actinopteri; Clupeiformes; Clupeidae
Product: GTPase IMAP family member 7-like
Exons: 4
Coding region: 1-1290 (429 amino acids)
Molecular function (GO): GTP binding
Source: RefSeq, a predicted model, not a curated record
AUGAUAGACUCAACGGCUAGAUCAUUUGGACCUUCCAUUAACACUGAAAUCAUGGCUGGAUCCCUUCUGCGGAUUGUGCUGCUGGGUAAAACAGGCGUGGGGAAGAGUGCCUCUGGGAAUACCAUCCUGGGCAUCGAGGAGUUCGUUGAGGAAUCCUCACCUGCAUCAGUGACAAGGCAGUGUAAGAAAUACAAAACCAAAGUGUCAGGAAGAGAGGUGGAAGUGGUCGACACGCCCGGACUCUUCGACACAUCGCUCACCAACGAGCAGCUGAAGGAGGAGAUUGGGAAGUGCGUGUACAUGACCGUUCCCGGUCCCCAUGUUUUCCUGCUGGUGAUUAGGCUGGGUGUGAGAUUCACCGAAGAGGAACGCAACACCAUGAAGUGGAUUCAGGAAACCUUCUCCAAGUUGGCUCUGAAAUACUCCAUGGUUCUAUUCACUGGUGGGGACUCCAUCAGUAUACUGCUGGAGGAUUAUAUAGAGAAAAGCCCACAGCUUAAACAGCUAAUUGGAGAGUGUGGGGACAGAUACCACGUCUUUGACAACAAGAAGAGAGACCGCACACAGGUGACCCUUCUGCUGGCCAAGAUUGAUAGGAUGGUAGCGACCAAUGGUGGAAAGCACUACACCGAUCAGAUGUACGAGGAGGCCCAGAGAAAGAUUGAAGAGGAGAAAGAGAGGAAGAGGAAGGAGGAAGAGAAGAAACGUCAGGAAGCUGAAAGGAAAAGAGAAGAGGAACAGAAGAAGAGAGAGGAGGCCAUUCGAAAGGAGUUGGAUAGACAAGCGAAAAAGAGACUGGAGGAGGAGAGAAAGAGGAUUGAGGAAGUAGGCAGACAGAGGCUGGAGGAGGAGAGAAAGAGGAGGGAGGAGGACAGGAGGGAGUAUGAGCGGAGAAGAGAGGAGGAGAGGAAGAUGUAUCAGGAACAAGAGAAGAGAAGGGAAGAUGAAAGGAGGGAGGAGGAGAGGAAAAGAAUGGAGGAGAGGAAGGACUGGGAGAGGAAAUGCGAGGAGAACAGGAAGAUAUUUGAGGAACGAGAUAAGAGAAGGGAGGAGGAAAGUGGAGCAGCAGUUGGGCUGGUUAAGGCAGCAGUGGAUGUCCCUGUUGGCAUGUUUAAAGGUAUGGAUGAAGCCAUAGGGCAUAAAGUAGAUAACGUCAAAGGUGUAGAUGUUCCGGGAGUUUUUGUGGAAGGAAUCGCAGGAGAAUUGAAGGGAGGAAUUGUGGAGGUCGCAAAGGCCCCAGUAAAAGUCCUAGAUGGUGGGUUUGAUAUGGUUAAAGGUCUUUGGAAAUGA